ACCCCCUCGCGUAAGUCGUUAUUGUCGUUAGCUUGACACUGCAGCGAUAGAUUCGCUUGCACUCAGGUAACGUGUGUCCAGAAUGUAAACAAAUCAGGGGUUGUUCACGGCUUGCAGUCGUUGUAACAUGGCCGGGAGCGGCGGUGAGUGGCAGCAGGCGCGCCGUCGCAAGGGGGCAGCAAGGAGAGAGAAGCAGUGUCAAGCGGCUGACAGAGAUUUUGGGAAUGCAGAGGACAAGUCCCGAAUCCAGAGGAGAAUCACAGAGGCUAUAGCUGAGCUGAGGGGUGAAGAGUUCUGGCUGGAAUGGAAGGAGCUGCUGUCAGGCUCUCUGGCCUCAGAGAUCAUGGGGACCUUGGAGAAUGACUCUAGCCUCUACAGUGGUAAGCUUGACUGUGUGUGUUACGGACUGGGCAGCUUCUCUACCUGCAUUUCGUCUCGAUACCAGCUGGCCAUGCUUAUACUGCUGCUGGACACGCUGAGGAUACCUCCAGUGCAGUGCAGUGUGUUUGAUCCAGUCUUCUCCCCAGCGGAGCAUGAGGUGCUGCAGGCUCUAGGCUUCACCGUGUUGACGGAAAACGAGGAGGGCAAGAGGCCCGUGUCCAGACCCACGCUGUUUUACCUGAUCCAUUGUGGCAAGGCCCUGUACAAUAACCUGCUGUGGAGGAACUGGAGCCCCCAGGCCCUGCCUUGGCUCACCAUUGUGGGGAACAGCUUCCAUGGCAUCCAGGAGAGGAUGGUGCAACGGGACCUUCAGAGAGACUACAGCUUCAUUUCCGAUGUGAUCUGUGCUUGUGAGGAGACGGCCCUCCCUUGCUCGCCACGCUUUCUGGACGUGUUCAACGAUACUGUGUUACUACGGUUCCCACAUGAGCGCCUGGCCAGCCUGCCCCCGCACACCUGGACACAGCCCUCUGAACCUGAGUACCUGCACUGUGAGGACCUAGAGAUCAUACAGAGGGACCAGGGCAGCUGAGAGGAGUGCGGGUGACGGGUGACGGGAGGGAAAGCAAGAAGAACCCAAUGGGGUGAGAGGAGAACAGAGAACAGGACAAUUACCCUUAUCAGGCUGUUCGAUGUUUUGUGAGCCAGGUUUUUUUAGCAGUAUGAAUGACAACCAAAUACUAUCGCCUGUCAUGUUUCAUACAGAAACUCUUGGCUCACUGUUUGUGGAUGAGUCUGGAGGUGAAACAAGGUGGACAGAGGAUUUAGAGAAGUCUUGUGUGUUUAUGUUUAUUAUGUUAAAAUAUGUUUAUUGUUGAAAAUUGAAUUUUGGUCAUUCAGUUUUGUAUCUAGCCUUAACUUUUUAUUCUCUCUUGGAACUCAGUCACACCAAAGCAGUUAUUCAGUUAAACUACUGAAGUAUAAUUUAGAUUGUGGGCAUAAAGUUCACUUUGCCUACUCUAGUAUAAUUCAGUGACUGACAUCUCCAUACACUGGUAAAUCCACUUCAUCUGAACACAUAAUUGCAAAAAUAAAUAGUGCAUUUAGUGCAUA
Messenger RNA from Anguilla anguilla (European eel), 1494 nucleotides. It is a transcript of the gene srrd, whose product is annotated as SRR1 domain containing. The transcript is spliced from 8 exons. Lineage: Eukaryota; Metazoa; Chordata; Actinopteri; Anguilliformes; Anguillidae. The coding region runs from base 128 to 973 and encodes 281 amino acids. The record is from RefSeq and is a predicted model, not a curated record. Gene Ontology annotation, biological process: microtubule-based process. Gene Ontology annotation, cellular component: cytoplasm; nucleus.